UCACUCUAGGCGUUGUUUUGUUGUUGAUUUCUAAGUUGCAGGUCGUUUAGACCUCUCUCUCUCUCUCUCUCUCUCUCUCUCUCUCUCUCAUUUUUUAUCUCAAGUCUUCUCCUUCUUCUCCAUUCUCCAUUGCCAUCUGCAAGAAUUCGUCACCUGUUUAAAGAAUUAUUAAUCACAUUAUUUCAAGAAAGCAAUUCUUGCACAUAUAUCUGCUCUGAAAAUGGACCCAUUGUUGGUUCCACCAUGGCUAGAGUCAUUACUAAGCACAGCUUUCUUCUCCAUCUGCCGUACACAUAGAGAUGCAGCAAGAAGUGAAUGCAAUAUGUAUUGCUUAGAUUGUAAAGGUGAUGCAUUUUGCUUCUAUUGCCGUUCUUCAAGACACAAAGAUCAUCAAGUAAUCCAGAUAAGGAGAUCUUCAUAUCAUGAUGUAGUGAGGGUUGCAGAGAUUCAAAAGGUACUGGACAUAAGUGGAGUUCAAACCUAUGUGAUAAACAGUGCCAGAGUAUUGUUUCUCAAUGAGAGGCCACAGCCAAAAUCUGGGAAAGGAGUUCCUCACAUUUGUGAAAUUUGCGGGAGAAGCCUUUUGGACCCAUUUCGUUUUUGUUCAUUGGGAUGCAAGCUUGUAGAAAUAAAGAGAAAUGGAGAUGCAAGCUUUACCUUAGAGACUAAGAAUGAGGAAUUAAUGGAAAGAAGAGAAGGGAUAUCAUCAAGAAUGGUCAAAUCAAGAGAGGAUCAUGAAGAAUUGCGUGAAGGACCACAACAAGACAUUUACCCGCCUACGCCUCCUCCACCUCCCACUGCUAGUGCAAGAAGAAGAAAAGGCAUUCCUCAUAGAGCUCCUUUUAGGUCUUAAUUAAUCAAUUAAUUAAAAACACCUAUAGUAUAUUCCAUCACCCCAUCAUUUGUUGCACAAAUUACUCCCUACGAUUCCUUCCCAUGGGGUCAAUUGACCUUAACUAAAGAAAGUGUAGGGUACCCUUUGGUUGGAGUGUCCAAAAAUCCAAGAGGGGUUAGUAAAUUACCCUUUUGGGUUUUGGGUCCCAUGCAAGAAAAAAUUCUCUCUUGUGAAGUUGCAAUAAUGCAUACACUUUGUUAUUGAUAUAGUUGCAAUGUGUGCAUGUCAUUAAUAAAUUAAAA
Messenger RNA from Hevea brasiliensis (rubber tree), 1137 nucleotides. Its product is annotated as protein RGF1 INDUCIBLE TRANSCRIPTION FACTOR 1-like. Lineage: Eukaryota; Viridiplantae; Streptophyta; Magnoliopsida; Malpighiales; Euphorbiaceae. The transcript has 4 exons. The coding region runs from base 221 to 853 and encodes 210 amino acids. The record is from RefSeq and is a predicted model, not a curated record.